Molecule: messenger RNA, 390 nt
Organism: Thlaspi arvense
Lineage: Eukaryota; Viridiplantae; Streptophyta; Magnoliopsida; Brassicales; Brassicaceae
Source: the annotation of a GenBank genome assembly
AUGGCAACAUGUUCUUGCCAGGCACACGCCUUAAAAGAGAAGGGGAACCUGAUGGAGCUAGUGGAUCCGAGGUUGGGAUCAGACUUUGACAGAGAAGAAGUGUUGGUGAUGAUUAAUGUAGCCCUCCUCUGCACUGACGUCUCACUAGCCGUCCGGCCUGCUAUGUCUUCAGUUGUAAGCAUGCUUGAGAGUCGAAUGGUCCAUGAAUUGAUUUCAGAACCAACAGUCUCAGGCACUGGGAUUACGCUGGAGAGCAUUGAAGAAAACACGAAUAACAGGCAAAUCCAAAGCGUGUCAAUUGAUGGACCAUGGACGGCUUCUUCUGCUUCUGCUUCUGCUGGCAAUCUCUACCCUGUCAAUUUGGAUUCUGCUUAUUUGGCAAAAAGAUAA